Messenger RNA from Myzus persicae (green peach aphid), 2229 nucleotides. RefSeq names its product 52 kDa repressor of the inhibitor of the protein kinase-like. The transcript has 3 exons. Lineage: Eukaryota; Metazoa; Arthropoda; Insecta; Hemiptera; Aphididae. Gene Ontology annotation, molecular function: protein dimerization activity. Bases 1 to 2229 code for a protein of 742 amino acids. The record is from RefSeq and is a predicted model, not a curated record.
AUGUUGAGUAAUAAUAAUUCUAAACAAGAUGAAGAACAAAAUCAAAUCUGUAAGAUAUAUAAUGAAGAUGGUGAACCAAGUGAUGAAUCAAGUAAUAAUAUUUUUAAUAGUUCUUUGGAGAAACAACCAAUUACAGAAUUGCCAUCGAAACCAAAGACAUCAUUUUCAUUAAUGUCGUUUAAUUCAAAUUUAUUGAAUACUAGUAAUUUAGUUAAGGAUAGUUUUAGUAGGCUAGAUAUUGGAAACUUUGUUAAUCUACCGUGUACCAUAGUUAUUGAUGAAAAAACCAAACAUGAACUAUUAACCAAUAUCUGGACACCAGGAAUUAAGUAUAGUUUCAAGGAAGAUAGUACGUCAGUUGCUCGGAGUUUUCGGCAUGAAUGGUUAAGUACAUAUUCACCAUGGUUAUCUUAUUCUCAAAAAAUGAAAGGUCCAUUUUGUGUAUUCUGUGUUCUAUUUCAUUCAUCUAGUUGUCAUGGUAAUUCUUAUAAACAAAUUCAGUUUGUAAAAAAACCAUGUAUUAAGUAUAAAGAUUUUCACAAAAAAGCAUGCGAACAUAAAGUUUCUAAGACACACUUACAAUGCACAGAAAAUGCUGUUAAUUUCAUUAAGGUCUUUUCUAACAAAGCUAUUACUGUUUUUGAUAAAAUUAACAGUUCUCAUAAGUUACUGAUUGAUAAUAAUAGGAAAAAAAUUGUGCCUAUUAUUUCAAGUAUACUGUUUUGUGGCACUCAAGAAAUUGCUUUGCGUGGAAAAACAUCAAAUGAUGGAAAUUUCAAUUCUUUAAUUAAGUUUAGAAUUGAAAGUGGUGAUAAAAUUUUACAAAGUCAUUUAGAAUCAAGCCCCAAAAAUUCCAAAUAUAUUUCAGCUAGAGUUCAAAAUGAAAUAAUUGAUAUUACAGGAAAAAUAAUCUUAAGCAGAAUAACAAACUAUUUAGUGAAAUCACAAUCAUUUUUUUCUAUUCUCGCUGAUGAGACUGCUGAUAUUUCUGGUACAGAACAGUUAUCUAUAGGCAUAAGAUACAUCUCAUUUGAAUCAGAAAACCCUGUAGUCAAAGAAGAAUUUUUAGGUUUUGUUGCUUUAACAGAUAUGCAUGCUAAAAUUGUAGCAAAAUCUAUAAUACAUUUUUUGAGAAACUGUGGUCUUAAUUUAAACAAUUUAGUAGGACAAGGAUACGAUGGCUGUAGUGCUAUGUCAGGUAUUCAUAAUGGUGUCCAAGCAAUUAUUAAAAAUGAAUUUCCUAAAGCUGUAUUUGUACAUUGUUCAUCACAUAGACUAAAUUUAGUAAUAAAUGAUUUGAAUAAACUUCAGCAUGUUCAAAACUGUGCUGGAAGUAUCAGGUCAAUUAUUAAAUUUUUUAGGUUAAGUCCUAAAAGAAGAAAAAGAAUAGAAAACAUUCCUUUAUUUUGUGAGACUAGAUGGUCGGAAAAAUAUAAAACUAUAAGAAUUUUUAGCGAACAUUUUAUUGGGAUAGUAGAACAAUUAGAAAUAAUAUCUAUGGAAACAGGCGUUGAUUCACAAACAAAAAGUCAAGCAUUUCAGUUACAUAGUGCAGCAACUAAAUCAAAUUUUAUAGUGUGUUUAUUUAUAAUGGCAACAUUUUCUGCUCAACUAGAACCUAUAACAAAUGCAUUACAAGCAGUACAGUUAGAUUUAUCUCAAGCUCGAAAAUAUAUUAGUGAAAUCAUUGAAGUUUUUAACAACCUGGAUGCGAAUAAUUAUUUUCAUGAGAUUUUUAAAAAAGCUAAAAAUGUUGCAAAUGAGCUUGGAGAAGAAAUUAAAAUUCCUCGUAUUGUUUCUAACCAAAAGCAUCGUUCAAAUCAUCCAAUAAAUACUCCUGAAGAUUAUUUUAGAGUUUCCUUAUACCAACCAUAUUGUAUGUUAUGGUAUAAUGUGUGGAAAAAUAGAAACACAAGUCAAAGUGAAAUGAAAAACAUAAGUUUCAUAAGUCUAUUAGAUGAAGCAAAUUUAUAUCCAGCAAUUCAUAUUGUUCUAACUAUUGCAUUAACUCUACCAGUUACUACUUGUUCAGUAGAAAGAACUUUUAGUACAUUGCGUAGAGUAAAAACUUGGACAAGAAAUACUAUUGGUGAUAAUCGACUUAAUGGUUUAUGCAUGAUGGCUGUCCAUAAAGAGUUUGUCAAAAGUCAUAAAUUAGAAUUGAUUGAAGAAAUUAUAAAUGAAUUUGGUUUACUACCACGCAGAAUGGAACUAUUAUUCAAUGAUUGA